AUGGAGGACGUUGUGAUUGCUGGCAUGUCCGGGAAGCUGCCCGAGUCAGAGAACAUGGAGGAGUUCUGGGCCAACCUCAUCGGUGGCGUGGACAUGGUGACAGACGAUGACAGGAGGUGGAAGGCAGGACUCUACGGCCUGCCCAAGCGUACCGGCAAGCUAAAGGACCUGUCCAAGUUCGAUGCCUCCUUCUUCGGGGUCCACCCAAAGCAGGCUCACACGAUGGACCCCCAGCUGCGCUUGCUACUGGAGGUCACCUACGAGGCCAUCCUGGAUGGAGGCAUCAACCCGGCUACCCUGCGAGGGACACACACAGGCGUCUGGGUGGGCGUGAGCGGCUCGGAAGCCUCAGAGGCUCUGAGCCGAGACCCCGAGACUCUCCUGGGCUACAGCAUGGUGGGCUGCCAGCGGGCUAUGAUGGCCAACCGCCUCUCCUUCUUCUUUGAUUUUAAAGGGCCCAGCAUCGCUCUGGACACGGCCUGCUCCUCCAGCCUGCUGGCCCUUCAGAACGCCUACCAGGCCAUCCGCAGGGGAGAUAAUGCUGGCCUCAUAGAAGAGUUGUACAUUGUUGCCUUGCUCGUGCUCUACCAGGACCCUCCCUGGGCCCCGGGGCGCUUAGCCCUCGCGGACGCUGACGCGCGGCUCGGCCAGGGAGCUGUGGAUGAUGCUGAGGAUAGUCUCCAGGCCGCUGCCCUCCAGCAGCGUGCGGUGGUCCCCCUCGACCACGUGCACGGACACCUUGCCGUCGCACACCUGGGACAGGUUGUAGUCGGCGCCCAGGCCCUCGCCGUACACGCUGCCCGUCUUGGCGCGCAGCAGCGUCACGUUGCCGUGGUAGGUGGCCCGGGGGACGUACUGCUCGGCUGCGCGCAGCUUGUGGUAGAAGGAGUGCGCCGCGAAGCUCAGCUCGCGGGGGUCCAGGCCCGCGUGGCUGCGCGUGAUCAGGUCCACGGUGGCCGCCACGCGCUCCUCCAGGCCCUUGAGGGGCAGCAGCGCCUCCAGAACCUGCGGGAAGGCUGCCCCCUGAGGCCGUCCCUGCCCACAGGCUUGUCCUGGGAGGAGUGUAAGCAGCGCUGCCCCCCUGGUGUCGUGCCCGCCUGCCACAACUCUGAGGACACAGUGACCAUCUCGGGACCGCAGGCUGAGGUGGCUGCAUUCGUGGCGGAGCUGAAGCAGGAGGGUGUGUUUGCCAAGGAGGUGCGGACGGGCGGCAUGGCCUUCCACUCCUACUUCAUGGACUCCAUCGCCCCCACGUUGCUUCAGGCCCUCAAGAAGGUGAUCCGGGAGCCGCGGCCCCGCUCGGCACGCUGGCUCAGUACCUCCAUCCCCGAGGCCCAGUGGCAGGGCAGCCUGGCCCGCACGUUCUCGGCAGAGUAUAACGUCAACAAUCUGGUGAGCCCCGUGCUGUUCCAGGAGGCGCUGUGGCACGUGCCCGGGGACGCUGUGGUGUUGGAGAUCGCCCCCCAUGCCCUGCUGCAGGCCGUCCUCAAGAGAGGCCUGAAGUCCAGCUGUACCAUCGUCCCUCUGAUGAAGAAGGACCAAAGAGACAACCUGGAGUUCUUCCUCAGCAACGUGGGCAAGUUGCACCUGCUGGGCUUCGACGUCAACCCCAACGGCCUGCUUCCACCCGUGGAGUUCCCGGUGCCCCGGGGCACUCCUCUCAUCUCCCCUCACAUCAAGUGGGACCACAGUCAGACCUGGGACGUCCCCACCACCAAGGACUUCCCCAGCGGCUCCAGUGGCUCCUCUGCCUCCACCGUCUGCAACAUCAGCAUCAGCCCUGAGUCCCCUGACCACUACCUGGUGGACCACUGCAUCGACGGCCGCGUCCUCUUCCCCGCCACCGGCUACCUGUGCCUGGUCUGGAAGACUCUGGCACGGACCUUGAGUCAAAACGUGGAACAAGUACCCGUGGUGUUUGAGGACGUGACCCUGCACCAGGCUACCGUCCUACCCAAGACCGGGACCGUGCCCCUGGAAGUGCGGCUCCUACAGGCUUCCCGCACCUUCGAGGUGUCUGAGAACGGCAACCUGAUAGUGAGCGGGAAGGUUUACCAGUGGGAGGACCCCGACACCAAGCUGUUCGACAGCCCGGACGGCCUGGACACCACGGACCCCACAGCUACGUUCCACCUGAGCCAGAGGGACGUGUACAAAGAGUUGAGGCUGCGUGGCUACGACUAUGGCCCUCACUUUCAAGGCAUCCUCGAGGCCAACCUCGAAGGCAACGCGGGCCGGCUGCUGUGGAAGAACAACUGGGUGACGUUCCUGGACGCCAUGCUGCAGACAUCCAUCCUGGGCCUGGCCCAGUGCGGCCUGCGUCUGCCCACCCGCAUCACCUCCGUCCGCAUCGACCCUGCCACCCACCAGCGCAGGGUGUACUCGCAGGGCGAGGCCCAAGCGGUCAACGUGCUGGUGAACAGUUGUCUGAACAGCACGGUGGCCGGCGGCGUCCUCGUCUCGGGCCUCCACGCCUCGAUGGCCCCACGGCGGCAGCAGGAGCAGUUUGCGCCCAUCCUGGAGAAGUUCUGCUUCACGCCGCACACGGAGGAGGGGCUCCUGGCUGGAGACGCGGCCCUGCAGGAGGGGCUGCAGCUGUGCAGGGGGCUGGCACAGGCGCUGCAGACCAAGGUGGCCCAGCAGGGGCUGAAGAUGGUGGUGUCCGGGCUGGACGGGGCCCAGGCCCCCCAGGAGCCUCCAAAGCAAGGCCUGCCCCGGCUGCUGGCGGCCGCCUGCCAGCUACAGCUCAACGGCGGCCUCCAGCUGGAGCUGGGCCAGCUGCUGGCCCAACAGAGGCCCCUGCUGCAGGACGACCCCCUGCUCAGCGGCCUCCUCGCUUCCCCGGCGCUCAAGGCCUGUGUGGACACCGCCCUGGAGAACAUGCCCAGCCUCAAGAUGAAGAUCGUGGAGGUGCUGGCUGGCGAUGGCCACCUGUAUUCUCACAUCCCGGCGCUGCUCAACACCCAGCCCAUGCUGCAGCUGGAGUACACGGCCACUGACCGCCACCCUCAGGCCCUGGAGGCCGUGCAGGCCAAGCUGCAGCAGCACGGCAUAGCCCAGGGCCAGUGGGACCCUGCGGACCCCGCCCCUGGCGGCCUGGGCUCGGCUGAUCUCCUCCUGUGUAACUGUGCCGUGGCCAGCCUCGGUGACCCGGCCACGGCCGUUGGCAACAUGGGGGCCGCUCUCAAGGAGGGCGGCUUCCUGCUGCUGCACGCUCUGCUCAAAGGACACCCCCUUGGAGAGACGGUCGCCUUCCUCACCUGCCCCGAGCCGCGGCGAGGCCAGCAGAGCCUCCUAAGCCAGGACGAGUGGGAGAGUCUGUUUGCCGGGGCGUCCCUGCACCUGGUGGCCCUGAAGAAGUCCUUCUAUGGCUCUGUGCUCUUCCUGUGCCGUCGGCCGGUCCUACGGGACAGCCCUGUCUUCCUGCCUGUGGAGGACCCCAGUUUCCAGUGGGUGAACUCCCUGAAGAACAUUUUGGCCGACUCCUCCCAGCAGCCCGUGUGGCUAACAGCCAUCAGCUGCCCCGACUCAGGCGUCGUGGGCUUGGUGAACUGUCUCCGCAGAGAGCCUGGCGGGCACCGGAUUCGGUGCGUCCUGGUGUCCAACCUCAGCAGCACGUCCCGCACCCCCAGUUUGGACCCCGGCUCCUCGGAGCUGCAGAAGGUCCUACGGGGGGACCUCGUGAUGAAUGUCUACCGAGACGGCGCCUGGGGGGCCUUCCGCCAUUUCCCCCUGGAGCGCGGCCUGCCGGAGGAGCAGACCGAGCACGCCUUCGUGAACGUCCUCACGCGGGGCGACCUCUCCUCCAUCCGCUGGGUCUGCUCCCCUCUGCGUCACACCCAGCUCACCGGCCCCGGCGCCCAGCUCUGUGCCGUCCACUAUGCCUCCCUCAACUUCAGAGAUAUCAUGCUGGCCACGGGCAAGCUGUCCCCUGACGCCAUCCCAGGAAAGUGGGCCCUCCGCAGCUGUCUGCUGGGCAUGGAGUUCUCUGGCCGAGACGCCAGCGGCAAGCGCGUCAUGGGGCUGGUGCCUGCCGAAGGCCUGGCUACCUCCGUCCUGCUCUCUCAGGACUUCCUGUGGGAGGUGCCCUCCAGCUGGACCCUAGAGGAGGCGGCUUCGGUGCCUGUGGUCUACACAACUGCCUACUACUCGCUGGUGGUGCGGGGGCGCGUGCAGCCCGGGGAGACGGUGCUCAUCCACUCAGGCUCGGGCGGCGUGGGCCAGGCCGCCAUCGCCAUCGCCCUCAGCCUGGGCUGCCGCGUCUUCACUACCGUGGGGUCGGCCGAGAAGCGGGCGUACCUCCAGGCCAGGUUCCCCCAGCUCGACGACACCAGCUUCGCCAACUCCCGGGACACGUCCUUUGAACAGCACGUGCUGCGGCACACGGCAGGGAAGGGUGUGGACCUGGUCCUGAAUUCCCUGGCGGAAGAAAAGCUACAGGCCAGCGUGCGGUGCCUGGCCCAGCACGGCCGGUUCCUGGAAAUCGGCAAAUUCGACCUUUCGAACAACCACCUGCUGGGCAUGGCCGUCUUCCUGAAGAACGUGACCUUCCACGGGGUCCUGCUGGACUCGCUCAUGGACGAAGGCGGGAACAGCUGGCAGGAGGUGGCUGCGCUGCUGAAGGCGGGCAUCCGGGACGGUGUGGUGCAGCCCCUCAAGUGCACCGUGUUCCCCAAGGACCGGGUGGAGGACGCCUUCCGCUACAUGGCCCAAGGGAAGCACAUCGGCAAAGUGGUCAUCCAGGUGCGCAGGGAGGAGCCGGAGGCGGUGCUGCGGGAGACGGGUCCCACCCUGAUGGCCGCCGUGUCCAGGACCUACUGCCCGGCCCACAAGAGCUAUGUCAUCACCGGGGGCCUGGGCGGCUUCGGCCUGGAGCUGGCCCAGUGGCUUGUGCUGCGAGGGGCCCGGAAACUCGUGCUGACCUCUCGCUCUGGGAUCCGCACAGGCUACCAGGCCAAGCAGGUCCGUGAGUGGAGGCGCCAGGGCAUACAGGUCCUGGUGUCCACCAGCAACGCCAGCUCGUUGGAUGGGGCCCAGAGCCUCAUCGAUGAGGCCACGCAGCUGGGGCCCGUGGGAGGCGUCUUUAACCUGGCCGUGGUCCUGAGAGACGCCAUGCUGGAGAACCAAACCCCUGAGCUCUUUCAGGACGUCAACAGGCCCAAGUACAGCGGCACCGUGAACCUGGACAGGGUGACCCGAGCUGCGUGCCCCGAGCUGGACUACUUUGUGGCCUUCUCCUCCGUGAGCUGCGGGCGCGGCAACGCCGGCCAAACCAACUAUGGCUUCGCCAACUCCACCAUGGAGCGCGUGUGUGAGAAGCGCCAGCACGACGGCCUCCCGGGCCUCGCCAUUCAGUGGGGCGCCAUCGGUGACGUGGGCAUCGUCCUGGAGUCCAUGGGCUCCAACGAUACGGUCAUCGGCGGGACGCUGCCGCAGCGGAUUGCUUCCUGCUUGGAGGUGCUGGACCUCUUCCUGAACCAGCCCCACCCCGUCCUGAGCAGCUUUGUGCUGGCCGAGAAGAAGGCCACUGCCCACAAUGACAGCAGUGGCCGGCAGGACCCGAUGGAGGCCGUGGCCCACAUCCUGGGCAUCCGAGACUUGGCCACCGUCAACCUGGACAGCUCGCUGGCAGACCUGGGCCUGGACUCGCUCAUGGGCGUGGAGGUGCGCCAGAUGUUGGAGCGCGAGCAUGACCUGGUGAUGUCCAUGCGGGACAUCCGGCAGCUCACGCUCCGGAAGUUGCAGGAGCUUUCCUCGAAGGCUGGCACAGCUAAUGGUGCGUGA
Puma concolor (puma) is the source of this 5784-nucleotide messenger RNA. The record is from RefSeq and is a predicted model, not a curated record. NCBI's taxonomy places the organism in Eukaryota, Metazoa, Chordata, Mammalia, Carnivora, Felidae.